This is a messenger RNA of Paramuricea clavata, 1335 nucleotides long. Lineage: Eukaryota; Metazoa; Cnidaria; Anthozoa; Malacalcyonacea; Plexauridae. The record is from the annotation of a GenBank genome assembly.
AUGUGCACAGAAAACAGAGUAUCUGGCUAUUCUGGCAAUCAUUUAUCAACAGUGCGACCAAAGAAUUCUGCCAUCCUCGAUCUUGACAAUGGAAAGUUUAUCCCCAGCAAAGAAGAACACAUGCUGCAGAGACAAGAUUAUUCUACUAUUGUGUCACAAAUUAUUGUGAGGAACAUUGUUUGCCUACACUUUCUAAGUCAGUGUGCUCCACAGCAUAUCAAGCACCAGUAUCAAUCAGAAUUGACGAAGAAAACAGAAACAGUAAGCUUACCUUUCCAAAUGUAUUAUUUAAUUUAUUCAAACUGAUUAUCUUGAGUAAGCAGGCAAGACUAAAAAUGACUUGACCCACUGUGAAUUUUUUUCAAUUUCCCCUGAUUACUGGGAAUGAAAAUUUUGGAAAACAGUACUACCAUACAUGCCAACUCAAAUGAUUCCUUUGGUGUUCAAAACAAUCAGAAAAUUGGAUCAUCUUAACUUCAUUAUACAUUUAACCCCUUAGUGUGGCUCAAUGCACAAUACUUUAAUAUUUAACUCUGUCUAAUGUCAGAUGAUUUUAUAUUUGACAAUUGGAAAGUGCUGGUACACAGUGGAUUAAUCAUACUAUCUUAUAACAUUGUAAAGUGAUUUAGGUUUCAAAUGCCACUCAAUUUAAAUCAUAGACAAUCCAGAAGACAUGUUUCAUGUUUAAUUUUCCUAUUUGAACCUAUUUUAAGUUAACUUGGGCAUCUAUGAUAAAUCAUUACAGAUAAUCUGAAUAUCCUGAAUUCUGAAUAAAAUUUCCAUUUUAUUGGCAAGAAUUACGAGAAAAGAUUUACAAACAGACGGAAAAAAAAAGUGUAUUAUUAUUGCACUAAUUAUUGUACAAAAUACAAACAGCAAAAUUUGCUUGUGAACGCAUUUUUAAGCCGGUUUAGUGAAAUUUGUUGUGCGAAUCUUUUUUAUUAUAAGCUUUCUGGAUUUUUAACAAAUUCAUUUCAAUUUUGACAAUAAAAAAUUCACCGGUCAUGCAUGUCCGGUAAGAGACAGUAUUUGCCGGUCAAAAUGAAAAAAACUACCGGACAAUGACCGGUGACCGGCACUUAUUUCGAGGCCUGACUGUAACACUUGCAUAUUCUUUGAAUUUUGUUGUUUUAGGUUGCAUUCGACUAUUUCUACCAUCCAGGUGCUACCUCUGAUCAAUGUACCCUGUUUUCAGACCGGAAUUUGAUCAACAGAAAUGUGGUUGAAGAAGUCAAGAAUAAGUUUAGUGCCUGCAAACAAUUCUUCAACGUGGAGAUUGAGGCAAGAAUCGUUGCAACCUGCAGCAUUAAAUAUCUUAGAGAUAAAUACUAUUGA